Micropterus dolomieu (smallmouth bass) is the source of this 1218-nucleotide messenger RNA. Its product is annotated as E3 ubiquitin-protein ligase TRIM21-like. The annotation marks the transcript as partial. Gene Ontology annotation, molecular function: protein binding. NCBI's taxonomy places the organism in Eukaryota, Metazoa, Chordata, Actinopteri, Centrarchiformes, Centrarchidae. The transcript has a single exon. The record is from RefSeq and is a predicted model, not a curated record.
GAAGAUGCAGACAGAGAGAUAGCAGGUGGUGUUCAGGUCUUCAGCGCUCUGAAGGAGUCUGUUGAGAGAAGCCAGGCCGAGCUCAUCGACACGAUCAAAGAGAAGCAGAGAGAGACAGAGAAACAGGCUGAAGGCUUCAUCAAAGAGCUGGAACAGGAAAUCUCUGAGCUGAAGAAGAGAAGCUCUGAGGUGGAGCAGCUCUCACGCUCUGAAGACCACCUCCACCUCCUCCAAAGCCUCCCGUCCCUGAACGCUGCUCCACCCACCAAGGACUGGACAGAAGUCAGCGUCCGUCCACCUUCAUAUGAGGGGACUGUGGGGAGAGCUGUGAAUCAGCUGGAGGAGACGCUCAGUAAACAGAUGAAGAAGCUGCUUGAGGCCGAGCUGAAGAGGGUCCAGCAGUAUGCAGUGGAUGUGACACUCGAUCCUGAUACAGCACAUCCCUACCUCAUCCUGUCUGAUGAUGAGAAACAAGUAAAGUGUGGUGAUGUAAAGAAGAAUCUCCCAGACAAUCCAGAGAGAUUUGAUACUUGUACCUGUGUCUUAGUAAAGCAGAGUUUCUCUUCAGGAAGAUUUUACUACGAGGUUCAUGUUAAAGGGAAGACUGACUGGACUUUAGGAGUGGCCAGAGAGUCGAUCAACAGGAAGGGAAAAAUCAAAGCGAGUCCUCAGGAUGGUUACUGGAGGUUAUGUUUGAGGAAUCAAAAUGAGUACAAAGCUCUUGCUGACCCUCCGGUCAUUCUCUCUCUGAAGUUUCUUCCUGAGAAGGUGGGGGUGUUUGUGGAUUAUGAGGAGGGUCUGGUCUCCUUUUAUGACGUUGAUGCUGCAGCUCUUAUCUACUCCUUUACUGGCUGCUGCUUCACUGAGAAACUCUACCCAUACUUUAGUCCUUGUCCUAACGAUGGUGGUAAAAACUCUGCCCCUCUGAUCAUCUCUCCUGUCAAUCACACUGAGUAGAACAACCAUUUGAUUUUCUACAAUUAAUGUAAUAAAUUUAUAUUUGUUGCCAAUGUGCAGUUUUUCAAGAAUGUUAAAUCAUCACAAAACAACGUCGUCAGAAAUAAGAAGCAUUUACACGUUCCUUAACUUUUUAUUUUCUGAUCAUUGUUUCUAAAAGUGUUGCAUACUGGCACAAAUUACUGAAGAGCAGUUGAUAAAUGAGACAAAAGUCUUUUGUUUUUCUCUCUUUUUCUUUUUAAAUAAACAAAAGCAAAAUAA